Panonychus citri (citrus red mite) is the source of this 2787-nucleotide messenger RNA. RefSeq lists its product as uncharacterized. The record is from RefSeq and is a predicted model, not a curated record. Gene Ontology annotation, molecular function: transmembrane transporter activity. Gene Ontology annotation, biological process: transmembrane transport. The transcript has 3 exons. Bases 697 to 2592 code for a protein of 631 amino acids. NCBI's taxonomy places the organism in Eukaryota, Metazoa, Arthropoda, Arachnida, Trombidiformes, Tetranychidae. Gene Ontology annotation, cellular component: membrane.
CGAAAGAGUGAGAAGAUGAUGAUGAUUAAGAUGAUAAAUUGUAAAGAAAAGGAUGAAGAUGAUGAGGAUGAUAAAAAGUGGAAGAUGAACAUCACCUUGGAGGCAUAAGAUGCUUUUUCUUAAAAUCAUUUCUCUUCACUCAAUCUUCCAGUCCUCAUCUUCCCUCCCGUCCGAUAAUACUAAUCAUCGUUACGAGAAUCGUAAAGUUCAAUCAACAAUUAAACUAGUGUAUCAAUCUAAAUUGUUAAGAACCGUAUAAGUCUUACUUUUAAUUGUUAAUCGGUCCUGCAAAACUUAGAUUAGGUUAAUUGGUUUAAUUACAAUUUAAAUUUCGUUGGAUGCACAUGGACAAUGAUUAUUUGUGAUCAAGUGAUGGUCAUUCAAUCAAUUAAAUUGUUAUUACCCUCAUCAUGUUUUCAACGUCAUUUUCAUCAUUAUCAUCAUUUUCACCACCACCACCACUAUUAUCAUCAUUUUCAUCAUCAUCAACAACAAAAUCAACAGCAACAAUUAAAAUCAUUCUAAUAAGUGUAUUGUGAAUUUCAUUAAACAACAACAAAAUCCCAAUAACAAUCCCAUUGACUUUGAAAACUUUUCAAUCAACAAUCAAUAACAAACUUUUCACUCAAACUAUCGGGACAAUAAUCUAAUAUUAAACAAUCAGAUCAUCUUAAUUACGCUAAUCAAAACAUCACAAUGAAUAAAUUUACAUUAAAGGAGGUUUUUGAACUGAUUAAUUUACUUCGUAUCGAUGUAUUCAUGUUCGUGUAUAUAUUUGGAUUCAUGUUACCCAAUGUUACCCUUAAUCAACUAGUUCAGGACAAAAUUUGUCUCAAUGAAUUUAAAUACGAUCCCAAAUUUUGUCUUGACUUGGGCGCUGCUGAACCUCAAUUCGAGGUACAGAAAAACAAAGUCCUCGAAUAUGCGACAACCAUGAAAAACUAUCAAACACUAAUCGCCACCACUCCCGGGGUGGUUUUAUCCCUGUUCAUUGGCUAUUGGAUUGACUCCUAUCCCUCCCACCUUAAGUACCUACUCUCUGCCCCGGCGGUCGGUGCCAUUAUCCAAGCAUUCAUGGUGAUUUAUGAUGCAAUUAAUUUUCAAAGACAUCCAGCGACAACCUUGUAUUCAUUUAUAAGCAUCGGUUUCUCUGGAGGUAUUGGCCUGGUUUUCGCAGGUACAUAUAUCUAUACCACUCGAAUGACCCCGGUCAAGUAUCGGUCAGUAAGAUUUUCGGUUCUGGAGUUUUUUGCAUUUUCAGGUUUCCCGGUGGCAACGGCACUUGGAGGUAAAAUCUUAGCGCUUGACCCUUGGUUUCCGAAUCAGUAUCGUAAUUAUAUUGCCGUUUUCUUAAUCACGAUUGCAGCAAAUUCGUUCGGAAUCAUUUGGAUAUUGUUGUUUCUCAAAGAGGAGGAACCAGUCUCAGCCCAGAAUGAGCGGUCACUUGCCAAGAGCGCAACCAGCACCUCGUUAAACAGUAAUUGUAGUAACAAUAAUAACACUUUGAGUACUAACAAUGAUCUUAAUUAUAGUAUUAAUAACAAUAAUAAUAACAAUAACAAUAAUAACAAUAGUAAAGAUGAAAAUGAGAAGAUAAUUAAUAAUCUAAAUAACAGUAUUAACAGUGUUCUCAAUGGUUCAUCUGGUAAUGAGAUUUUAGAAUUGAAAACCGAUUUAACUGGAUUAGGAUUACAGGUCGUUGAUGAGACAAUUAUGAUUAAAUCAAACGGAGGAAUCAAAUCAAAUGGUAGUUUAACCAGUAUUAACACCAGUGUGAGUGUAAAUCUGGUUAAAAAUAGUAACAAUUUGAUACAAUCAACUCGAUCGACAUCAUCUAAAACAAUGGACUUGAUUAAGGAUAUUUUCAAUUUAAAUAAUGUUCGUAGUAUGAUUAAAACUUGUUGCCGUCGUCGUCCCAAUAGUGGACGAUUACGAUUGUGGCAUUUAAUGAUGGGAAUGACGGUAGCCCUGAUCGGUCAUCUUGGCGAAGCGGUGAUCGGCUAUCAGUUUACCCAGAAAGUUUACCAUUGGGAUGCGGAAUAUUUUUCCUACGUAAAUUCAGCGCUAACGGUGAUUCCCUCGGUUGUCCAGACCAUUUCACCGGCCAUUUUAAUACACAAGUUUCACCUUCACGAUACAACGGUUGCCGGUAUUGGUUGUAUUUCCAUAAUGAUUUCAACCAUAGUUAAAGGUGGAAUCCUUGAAUCGUAUGCCUAUUUUAUUGCCUUCAUCGCCGGUGCUUUUAGUGGUACAUUACCGAUCGCUUUUCGGUCACUUGUUUCCCGACUCAUCGAUUUCAAUGAGAUCGGCCAAGUUUACGCUCUACUGGCCUGCAUUGAAUCCUGUGCUCCCAUGAUCUCGUCCAUCUUUUAUUCAACCGUUUUCAAUGCGACCAUUGAAAAUUAUCCAGGUACCGUUUUCCAUGCCGUUACAUUGAUCUUUUUUUACCCGCUCAUGGUCAUCCUUUGGUUGGACUUGACCCGAUCCAAGUGGGAUGUCACAACUAAUAAUCCGGUAAUCAUUACAAUCGAUGAUCAGGAAGGAAUAGUUAAUAACAAUACAAAUUGUGGUAAAAUGAUCCAACGAUUUUAGUUGCACCUCCAGAAUUGAUAAUCGAGAAUCUAAUUGUAUAAUUAACAACAAUCUAACAUGAUCACAAUUUGAAUUAAUCUUUUAAUUACAAGAAGAAACAAAAGAGCAAUUAGUUUAACUAUUAUUAUUAUUAUUAUUAAUUUUCCCCUUCUAAUUUACAUUUAAUUAUAUAUAUAUCAAAUUCAAUUCCUCUUA